Culex quinquefasciatus (southern house mosquito) is the source of this 1908-nucleotide messenger RNA. RefSeq names its product T-box-containing protein TBX6L. The record is from RefSeq and is a predicted model, not a curated record. The transcript is spliced from 5 exons. Gene Ontology annotation, biological process: regulation of transcription by RNA polymerase II; cell fate specification; positive regulation of DNA-templated transcription. The coding region runs from base 1 to 1221 and encodes 406 amino acids. Gene Ontology annotation, molecular function: DNA-binding transcription factor activity, RNA polymerase II-specific; RNA polymerase II cis-regulatory region sequence-specific DNA binding. Gene Ontology annotation, cellular component: nucleus. NCBI's taxonomy places the organism in Eukaryota, Metazoa, Arthropoda, Insecta, Diptera, Culicidae.
AUGACGGAGCUAAUGGAUUUAAGAAUGCAUCACCACUACGCGCUCCAGACGGAGCUGUACCGGCAGCAGAUACUGCAGCGUUUGCCAGAUCCGUACCCGACGAUGCUACCGGUUCCCGUGCCGCGACCUUUGAUGCUCGCGCCGCGCUUCCCGCUGCCGGCCGAGGUCGAGGUCAAGCUGCAGAACCGCGACAUGUGGAGCGACUUCCACCGCAUCGGCACCGAGAUGAUCAUCACCAAGAGUGGACGACGAAUGUUCCCCUCGAUGCGCCUGUCGUUCAACGGGCUCGAAGCGGACGAGAACUACUGCGUGCUGAUCGAGAUGGUCCCCAUCAGCGACUGCCGGUUCAAGUUCAGCGGCUCGCAGUGGGUUCCGGCGGGGGGUGCCGAACCGCAGAGUCCCCAGCGCUUCUACCAGCACCCGGACAGUCCCGCCCUCGGCUCGCACUGGACGUCCCAGCCCGUCAACUUCAACAAGGUCAAGCUGACGAACAACACGCUGGACAGCAACGGUCAUAUCGUCCUCACCAGCAUGCACAAGUACCAGCCCCGCAUCCACGUGAUCAAGGCGUCCGAGCGGGAGCACUUUGCGUGGGCGCCGCAGUCGUCCUUUACCUUCCCGGAGACCGAGUUCGUGGCCGUGACCGCCUAUCAGAACGAUCGCAUCACCAAGCUCAAGAUCGACAACAACCCGUUCGCGAAGGGAUUCCGGGAAUCGGGCCAGUCGCGCUGCAAGCGCAAGGCCGGCAUCAUGAACGGUCAGACGCGCUCGGCGGACGAUUCCGCCGAAGAGUCCGGCGGUGAGUCGUCCGGCUCGAGCUGCGGUCCGGAACCGAAGCGGCGCCGCACCGAGUCCACGUCCCUCGACGAUUCGGACCUGUCCGUGAGCGACAGCUCCAGCAGCGGAACCAGCUCGCCCGUCAACGUGGACGUCGUCGGAGGGUGCGCCAGUCCGCACGAGGAACUGCUCCUGCGCCAUCCGUACGCCCACCAGAUGCUGAACCCAGGAAUGUCCGCCGGUUGGAUGGACCUCAUGUUCCCGUACUUCCAGCAGCAGCAGCAACAGCACCACCACCACCAACUGCCCCGCUUCAACCCGCUGCACUUGGCCACGAACGCCGUGGCGGCUGCCGCGGCCGUCAAAUCGCUCGAAAAGUCCGUCGAAUCGACGGGCAAGAAGCUCGGCUUCAGCAUAUCCGCCAUCCUCGGGUACGACCGGUAAACACCUCAACGCAGCAAUUUCGGAGAGACACGGGUGUAAAUUAGUUCCUCACACAUUCACACCUGGGGCCGGACGCCAUUCGGACGUCGGAAUUUCUUGGAGUGGUGAUGGCUAUGCAAACAGCGAGAGAGACUCGGGAACGGCGUAGAAUCGGUGUCAUUGUGUUGGAAGCGUCUCCCGAGACUCCCUCAAGAGUGGUGAUGAAUGUGUGCCCUUUUUUCUGUCGUCGUCUCCUUCUUCGUGCGCUCUGUUUAGUGUGCAAUUACGGGAGUGAGGAAGAAGACAAGAGAGAACAUGGGACGCGCGGAGAAGGAGACGAGAGAUGCCGGAGAGCGAGAGAGAUUAGGGAAGGCAGAUGAUAAGGCAAUUGUUAAUUAUUUGUAGAACAUGACCGGUAGAGUCAAGUGAGUACUGUGUAGUGUUAGGGAGAGCAGAGCAGCAGUGUAGCAGAGAGAGUAGGAAGGAAGUCGCCUUCCUUUUUUUUGUUAAGAGAUAAAAUAGCUUUCUUAAGUGCCUUUCAGGGCAAACGAAUCCUCAGGAGGCAUUCUUUUUACGUGCUAGCUGAAAUCGACCUCAAAGAAUAUUGUUUCAAUUGUGUAAAUUAUUGUGUUAGGAUUAGUACUGAAUAGGUUUUAAGCAGAACAAAGAGACUGUAUAUUGAGAAUAAAACAAUAAUUAUUGGUAAAA